ACAUAUAAAAUACACAAACCAUAUUUUUCCCUUCAAUUAUAAAAAAUUCACCUUAAAAAUUCGCUUUCAAAUUUAGCGCCAGUUUUAGUUCCCGACCCAGCCAGUAGAUGCUGACAUUGUGACCAACAUAAAAGCAUUAGAGAUCGUGUUCUAUAGAGAGGGUAUUCUAUGGUAUCUGCCAAAUCCUAUGGUGACAUUGCCACUACUUCUGGUGAUACUUUAUCAGUAAGAAGCUUGGAACGUAAUAAUAAUGAUUCACCUGCGACCUUAUCGUUAGGUUCAGAAGUUAAUACUUCUCCACAAGACUCCUUAAUCAUUACUGAACCAUGUAAUGUUGAUGAUCAAAUUGUAGACAAACUAAAUGAAAUUAUAAGAAAAACCACUCGGGUAGAAAUUAUGGUGAAAAGAUUAUUACAAAAAAUUAGUAAUGAUCCUACACAUACCCCAUUACAUAAUACUGACAGUAUUAGUAAUACAUGUAUACAACCUUUUACAAAGUACCGGCUGUUAUGUGAAUACGAAGAAAGAUUAAAAUCUGGCGAGGACGCCAGAAAAGAACUGGACAACAUUUUCCGCUUAUGUGGAGGCAACUCCACUAAAGAAAAUAUAAAAAGGGGUUUGCGCCACAUAUUUGAUGAUAAAUUGGCUCGUAAAUGCUCUUGGCUGGGUAGAAAAAAUAAUUUUCAAGUGUCUAACUUGAUCAUUAUGGAUGUACUAAAAAAUGCAGUUCGAAAAAAUUUUCCGUUAUUAACCGACAAAAUAUUUGAAUUAACUGUUUCUACAUGGCUGAGACAAGCAAAUCUUCGCUUCACGAGAAAACUUGAGAAAUAGUUGUUUUAUUUUAACUGUGCACUUUGUAAGUUACUUUUGUUUAAAAUUACCAUAUCAUAUAUGUAAUAAAU
Zophobas morio is the source of this 902-nucleotide messenger RNA. RefSeq lists its product as uncharacterized. The transcript is spliced from 6 exons. The coding region runs from base 169 to 831 and encodes 220 amino acids. The record is from RefSeq and is a predicted model, not a curated record. Lineage: Eukaryota; Metazoa; Arthropoda; Insecta; Coleoptera; Tenebrionidae.